Messenger RNA from Oryzias melastigma (Indian medaka), 2498 nucleotides. It is a transcript of the gene acss2l, whose product is annotated as acyl-CoA synthetase short chain family member 2 like. NCBI's taxonomy places the organism in Eukaryota, Metazoa, Chordata, Actinopteri, Beloniformes, Adrianichthyidae. The transcript is spliced from 18 exons. Bases 150 to 2171 code for a protein of 673 amino acids. Gene Ontology annotation, molecular function: acetyl-CoA synthetase activity; AMP binding. The record is from RefSeq and is a predicted model, not a curated record.
GUGCAUGCUGAAUUGUGCUACUUUAGGACAGGAGGCCUUGUUCCUGUUUCACCUUGGAGGAUCCAGACACACAGCAGUGACUCCAGGUUGCCCCGUUUUUCUGCUGUUUCCUCUGAUGACACAGACGUUUCCACACCAGCUCCUUCACAAUGGUUGUUCCUGAAUCUAAGGAUAAGUUGUUUCAUCCUCCUGAUGAUCUGCAGAGGGAUGCUCACGUCCCUGAUUUUAACUCAUACCUGGAAAUCUACAGGAAGUCUUUGGAGGAUCCAGAAGCUUUCUGGAAGGAGGUUGCUGAUGAGUUCUAUUGGAAGAAGCCAGCCACAGGACCAAUGCUGCAGUACAACUUUGACAUUACAAAAGGCAACAUAUACAUCAAGUGUAUGGAAGGAGCCAAAACCAACAUGUGUUAUAAUGUCCUGGACAGGCAUGUGAAGGACAGGAACCUCGGGGAAAAGGUUGCCUUUCACUGGGAGGGGAACUCUCCAGAGCAUCAUCUGACCAUCACCUACCAGCAGCUGCUGAGCCGUGUCUGCCGCUGUGCAAACGUGCUCAAGAAAAUGGGUGUGAAAAAGGGAGACCGGGUUUCCAUCUACCUUCCCAUGAUCCCAGAACUCAUCUACACCAUGUUGGCCUGUGCCAGGAUAGGAGCUGUUCACUCCAUCGUGUUUGCAGGUUUCUCCUCGGAGUCUCUGUGUGAAAGGAUCAUGGACGCUCAGAGCAGCGUUCUGGUGACAGCAGAUGGUGUUUACAGAGGAGAGAAGCUGAUCAACCUGAAGCAGAUUUCAGAUGAUGCUUUGGAGAAGUGUGGAGAAAAAGCGCCAUGCAGUGUCACAAAAUGCCUGGUGGUCAACCACCACGCUGUGCGGACGAAAGGUGGAACUUCAUGCAACAAACUACAGACUCCCUGGGACAUGAAGCGAGACAUGUGGUGGGACGAGGCCAUGGCAGACUCUCCUGAAGAGUGUGAACCUGAGUGGCUGGAUGCUGAGGAUCCUCUGUUUAUCCUCUACACAAGUGGCUCCACUGGAAAACCCAAAGGUGUUCUUCACACCACUGCUGGAUAUCUGCUCUACACUUCUCUGACCUUCAAAUAUGUUUUUGAUCAUCACCAUGACGACGUGUACUGGUGCACAGCCGACGUCGGCUGGAUCACGGGCCACUCCUACAUCACUUACGGCCCUCUUGCAAACGGCGCCACAAGCGUCCUCUUUGAAGGCGUUCCCGUCUACCCUCACAUCGGCCGCUUCUGGGAGAUCAUUGAGAAGUACAGAGUGACCAAGUUUUACACUGCCCCCACCGCCAUCCGCAUGCUGAUGAAGUACGGCCAGGAACCGCUGCAGAAGUUUGACCUUUCCACCCUGAGGAUCCUUGGCACUGUGGGCGAGCCCAUCAACCCUGAGGCGUGGCAGUGGUACCACGAGGUGGUCGGUCAGGGCAGAUGUCCUGUGGUCGACACUUUCUGGCAGACAGAGACGGGAGGACAUGUGCUGACUCCUCUACCUGCUGCUACGCCUCUGAAACCAGGCUCUGCUACGUUUCCUUUCUUCGGCGUGGAGCCGACCAUCCUGAAUGAGCAUGGAGAGGAGCUGGAGGGAGAAGCUGAGGGUUAUCUGGUUUUCAGGAGGCCGUGGCCUGGCAUCAUGAGAACUGUGUACAAAAGCCAAGAGCGCUUUGAAAGCACCUACUUUAGGAAAUUCCCGGGCUUUUAUGUGACGGGUGAUGGCUGCAGGCGCGACAAAGACGGCUACUACUGGAUCACUGGGAGGAUAGACGACAUGCUGAAUGUGUCAGGGCACCUGAUGAGCACUGCGGAGGUGGAGGCAGCUCUGGCGCAGCAUCCCGCGGUGUCAGAGGCCGCGGUGGUGAGUCGGCCUCACAAGGUGAAGGGGGAGUGUCUUCACUGCUUCGUCACCCUCAAAGACACCAAAGAGUUCAACCAAAAGCUGGUGGAGGAGCUGAAGAAGCAGGUGAGAGACAGGAUCGGACCAAUCGCCACUCCCGACUUCAUCCAGAAUGCCCCAGCUCUGCCCAAGACCCGCUCAGGGAAGAUCAUGAGGCGAGUCCUCCGCCAGAUCGCUCGCAACGAGACAGACCUCGGGGACCUCUCCACCCUGGCAGACCCUAAGGUGGUGGAGGUGUUGUUCAGCCAGAGGAGCGAGGCUGCAGCCUGAGCCAACAGCUCCACCUCCCUGUUCUGUCCUGCUGCAGCACCUCUGAUGAAGACAAUCACAAAGGGCUGGAUCUGCUUUAGUGCGUUCUGGUUUGGACUGAAUGACCUGCAGACAGGAAGCUGAUCAGAAGAACAAAUCUGUGUAAAUGAGAUGACAGAGAUAUUUUGGUAAAAGAUUAGCUGUUUGAAUUGCACAUUUGUAGUUUAUGUUUUUGAUUAAAUACAAUUAUAACAGCCAGCUUUGCACAGCUCAUUCCUGCUCGAUCUAUGAUGUAUAUUUUUGAAUUGUUAUAUAUUUCUGUAGCCUGAGAAUAAAAGAUGAAAUGUU